Molecule: messenger RNA, 399 nt
Organism: Cajanus cajan (pigeon pea)
Lineage: Eukaryota; Viridiplantae; Streptophyta; Magnoliopsida; Fabales; Fabaceae
Source: RefSeq, a predicted model, not a curated record
AUGGCUUUUGUGUCACAAAUAGAGCCUAAGACUAUAGAAGAAGCUAUCGUAGAUGAACAUUGGCUAGUUUCUAUGCAAGAAGAAGUAAAUCAAUUUAAAAGAAAUGAUGUAUGCAACUUAGUUCCUUUGCGAAGUGAUCAUCAUAUAAUAGGUGCUAAGUCGGUUUUUAGAAAUAAGCUUGAUGAAUCUAGAAUCAUUAUUAGAGACAAGUCUAAGCUAGUUGCUAAGGGUUAUAAUCAAGAAGAAGGUAUUGAUUAUGAUGAGAUUUAUGCCCCGAUAACAAGAAUAAAAGCUAUAAGAUUGCUAUUAGCCUAUGCAUCAAUAAUGGAUUUUAAGCCUUAUCAAAUGGAUGACAUAGUAUUUGGAGCUACUAAUCCCACUGUGUCAAGAAUUUGCUAA